GCCGGGCUGGGGGCGGCGGGGUCGCGCAGGGGUCGAGGCCGGGAGCCCCCGGCCCAGCCGUGGCGGUGCGCUGGCGCCCCGGAUGGGUGGGCGGCGCUCGGGCUUCCUGGGCCGCCGCGCCGCGCUCGCUCGGCCUCUCUCAGCCCCGCCUGCGACUCCGCCCCCGGCCCCCAGGUCACUCUUCGCUCCAAGUUUGUCGCCUCCUUCUCUCCCGGCUUCUGGGCCCCGCCGACCCCGACGCUGCCAGGUGGCCGCCCGCCUUCGCAGGUGUCGCGGCUCCUCCCCCGGCCCGCCCCGCCCCGCCCCGCCCGGGUGGCGGGAAGCAGCUUUGAGGAAGAUCAAGGCGUGCCUGGUACCGGGCUGUUCAGGAGCACUGGCUGACAGACAGAUGGAGAUGGUGAGGACAAGGGGGAGCCGGGACCCAGAGACCAUCGCAGCCUGAGCCCUUCCGCGCAGGAACCUCAAAGAGCCUUACCCUGUGCCUUUCGGACAAGGAACUAAGUAAAGGCCAGAAAGGAAAGCA
Molecule: messenger RNA, 523 nt
Organism: Chinchilla lanigera (long-tailed chinchilla)
Lineage: Eukaryota; Metazoa; Chordata; Mammalia; Rodentia; Chinchillidae
Product: translation initiation factor IF-2-like
Exons: 2
Coding region: 83-442 (119 amino acids)
Source: RefSeq, a predicted model, not a curated record